Hermetia illucens (black soldier fly) is the source of this 762-nucleotide messenger RNA. It is a transcript of the gene CCDC53, whose product is annotated as WASH complex subunit 3. Gene Ontology annotation, cellular component: WASH complex. NCBI's taxonomy places the organism in Eukaryota, Metazoa, Arthropoda, Insecta, Diptera, Stratiomyidae. The record is from RefSeq and is a predicted model, not a curated record. Bases 108 to 674 code for a protein of 188 amino acids. The transcript is spliced from 2 exons. Gene Ontology annotation, biological process: exocytosis; actin filament polymerization.
AAUUCGCAGGCAAUGACGGCCAAAUGACAAUAAACACAAAGAAAUAAGUCUUAGGAAUAUUAUCUUGUUAGUUCAAAUAUUAAACAAGGAUCCCAAAAAUAACAGGAAUGGAAAUUGACAAUUUGCCCAUACUGGGCACAACGGUUGAUAAAAGUCAAGUGCCUCCGAUCCACCAAAAACGAAUUUUGGCAUUUGUGAAUCACUUUAUCACGAGUACAUGUAAAUUUCUCAAUGACUUCAUUCUAUCAUGCGAAAAUAAGUUCAUAGAUAUCGAGCGUAAAAUACAACGAGUGGAAGCUUCCUUAAUUAUAAUCGAGUCGAAGAUCGCUUCGAUUCCAAACCUUGACCAAACUCAAAGCCCAGCCAAACAGAAUGAGAAAGAAAUCCCACAACCUGAAGAAUCUUCCGCAACUGACGGUGUCCACGAAGCGGUUGAAGGCACCGACUCUCCUGCAGAUAAUCAGGAGACAACAGCAGAAAGCGAGGAUCAAGUGCAAGGGGUGACUGCUUCGAACGACGCCCGAUACAGAAAGUAUUUCAAAAUGAUCCUGUUCGGCGUUCCCCCGGGAGCUGUAAAGAUGAAAAUGGCCGCAGAAGGAUAUGACCCGGACAUUCUCGACACGCCUGAUAAGAUCCUGCCAGAUGGUAUACAACAUGAACCCGCCGAGGAAUAGCUAACUUAGCUGAAAUUUUCUUCAAGAUCCAAUUGAAUUUUAACUUAAGAAAUAAAGCGAAAAACAAACGUUUUUGGGUGUAUUUUAA